CUACUACCUAGCUAGCCAACAGUAUAAGCACUCCCCUUCCUUCCCUACAACCCCCAUUUCAUUCCUCAUAGAGGCACCUGCCAAAGACACAAUUAACCCAUAACACACACAUUGCCACGACCCCCUUGGCUUCCCCGUCGACCGCCCAUCCCCCGCCACCAUGGGGAAGAAAGCUGCAGCUGCCACCGUCUUUCUCAUGGCGCUGCUGGCCUUCGCCGUGCUCUUCGUCGUCGCCGCCGACGCCGCGCCUCCUGCCGCCGCCUUCCGGAGAAGCCGCUUCCUGGCGGACUUUCAGUUCCAGCCGCCCACCUACUUCGACUGCGUCAAGAAGCCCCCGUCGGUGUGCCUGGAGCCCGGGAGCCCCGGGAAGACGUGCUGCAAGGGCCCAGGCCCCGUUGGCGCCUGCACGGACCUCGCGUCCAGCCUCUUGCACUGCGGCAGCUGCAACCGCACCUGCAAGGUUGGGCAAGUCUGCUGCAGCGGCAAGUGCUCGGACCUCCUUAGCGACAAGAAGAACUGCGGCGGGUGCUCCAAAGAGUGCUCCAAGAAGUGCCAGUACGGGAUGUGCGACUACGCGGGGUGAGAUAUGCCGGCCGCCGGUGUCGAUCCGACGACGCAGCAUAUACAGUUCUGCAUCCACUCUCAAAGAAAUAAAAUCGGCAGUACGUAUAUACUACGUGAGUGCAUCAUAUCCUAAAAUUAAGUCCAAAUUAAUUGUUUUAAAUGUUUGAUCCCCUCCUCAUAUGUAAUACCCCCCCAAAAAAAAACAGAAUGAAGUCGUACAGAUGAUUUAUUUGAUCGUGUGUUCGUCUCUCAUAUAUGGUUUUAUGUGUUUAAUUGUUGGACUACGUCAUAUAUAUAUAUAUACAAGUGGUCAUGUGGUAUCUAUUAUGUUAUAAAUUGAAUAUACUGUUGUAAUAAUGUUUUUUUGGUUA
This is a messenger RNA of Brachypodium distachyon (stiff brome), 935 nucleotides long. RefSeq names its product stigma-specific STIG1-like protein 1. The record is from RefSeq and is a predicted model, not a curated record. Lineage: Eukaryota; Viridiplantae; Streptophyta; Magnoliopsida; Poales; Poaceae. The coding region runs from base 161 to 583 and encodes 140 amino acids. The transcript has a single exon.